UGAAAUUAAUUUCAAUUACGCCAGUGCGAUUGAUGGACAAGUACAUCAAUUUCAAACUAUAUUAUUCAGACAAUUUAAUGAUUCCAUUAAACACAACGGAAUCUUUACAUCGUACUAACUACUAAUAAUUAGUUAGGUUGAACCUUUAAAUAUUGUACAACCAAAGAUGAUGACAUAGCAUAAAACAAACACAAAAUGUAUACAUUGUGGGUGCACGUAUAUAAAUAAAUCUACAGACACUAACUAGUAGGAUAUGCUUCAUUCUAUCCUAUCCAUGGCUCUAAUAGUUCUCUACUUGCCAUAUUUUUUCUCCUUUUUCCUCUUAACCCUUAUAGUACAAAAGAUAAGAAAGAAGAAAAGUUACUCGAUUUAUAACAUGCCACCAGGGCCUAUAAAGUUACCUAUUAUAGGAAAUAUACACAAUCUGUUAAGCUCUCAACCCCAUAGGAAAUUAAGAGACUUGGCCAAAAAAUAUGGACCAGUGAUGCAUCUUCAACUUGGAGAGGUUUCUAAUAUGGUCAUUUCGUCACCCGAGUGUGCCAGCGAGGUGAUGAAAACUCAUGAUAUUCACUUUUCAUCAAGGCCUCAAAUACUAGUAACAGAAAUAAUCUCUUACAAUUCCACAAGUAUAGCUUUUGCUCCGUACGGUAAUUAUUGGAGACAGAUACGAAAAAUCUGCACGUUGGAGCUUUUAAGCCUGAAAAGGGUUAACUCAUACCAACCGAUUAGAGAAGAAGUGCUUUCCAAUCUUGUCAAAUGGAUUGCUUCACAGAAAGGAACUCCAAUCAAUAUCUCUGAAGCUGUACUUUCAACUAUGUACACAAUUGUUUCGAGGUCUGCGUUUGGCAAUGAAUGCAAAGACCAAGAAAAAUUUAUAUCAUUGGUAAGACAAACCAUAAAGGUUGCAGGGGGUUUUAACUUGGGAGAUUUGUUUCCCUCAGCUAAAUGGCUACAGCGUAUUACUGGUUUGAGGCCUAAGCUGGAGAGGAUUCAUCGACAAACUGAUCAGAUAUUAGAAAACAUCAUCAAUGAGCAUAAAGAGGAAAAGUACACAAAAGCCAAAGAUGAUCAAGGUAGAGUAGAAGAAGAUCUCGUAGACGUUCUCUUAAAUUACGAGGAUGGCAGAAACCAAGACCUUUCCUUGACAAAAAACAAUAUCAAGGCCAUAAUAAUGGACAUUUUUGGUGCUGGAGGUGAGACAUCAGCAAGCACCAUAGAUUGGGCAAUGGCAGAAAUGGUAAGGAAUCCAAGAAUAAUGAAGAAAGCACAAGCUGAGGUGAGAGAGGUUUUCAAAAUGAAAGGAAGGGUCGAAGAGAAUUGUAUCAACGAACUCAUUUAUUUGAAAUCAGUCGUCAAAGAAACCCUGAGGUUACACCCUCCAACACCUCUUUUGCUACCAAGAGAGUGUGUUCAAGCAUGUGUGAUAAAUGGUUAUCACAUACCUAUUAAGAGUAAGGUAACAAUAAAUGCUUGGGCAAUUGCAAGAGAUCCAAAUUACUGGACUGAACCAGAGAGAUUUUAUCCCGAGAGAUUCAUCGACAGCGCUAUUGACUACAAAGGGAGUAACUUUGAGUACAUUCCUUUUGGUGCCGGAAGAAGAAUAUGCCCAGGGAGCACAUUUGGUUUGAGAAAUAUUGACAUGGCCCUUGCGAUGUUGUUGUAUCAUUUUGACUGGAAGCUUCCAAGUGGAAUCAAAAGUGAAGAAUUGGACAUGACUGACGAAUUUGGAGCCACAAUGAGAAGAAAGGAUGAACUUUUAUUGUUUUCUUCUGUUUAUCAUCCUCUGCAUGUCAUAUGAGCUUCAUAAGACGAAAAAUUAAACCUUUGGCAGUUUACCUGUAAUAUUUUUAGCAGAGUACCGAACAGAUACCUUCCGUCGGUAGAAAUAAGUAGGCUAUGUUUGGCUAUAAGAGUUAAAAUAAAUGAAGAUUGUGUAACUUAUCCAUAUUUUCUAGAAGCCAAAUAAAUGAAG
Molecule: messenger RNA, 1972 nt
Organism: Medicago truncatula (barrel medic)
Lineage: Eukaryota; Viridiplantae; Streptophyta; Magnoliopsida; Fabales; Fabaceae
Product: cytochrome P450 71D11
Exons: 2
Coding region: 254-1798 (514 amino acids)
Molecular function (GO): oxidoreductase activity, acting on paired donors, with incorporation or reduction of molecular oxygen; iron ion binding; monooxygenase activity
Source: RefSeq, a predicted model, not a curated record